Messenger RNA from Dermacentor albipictus, 4045 nucleotides. RefSeq lists its product as uncharacterized. Lineage: Eukaryota; Metazoa; Arthropoda; Arachnida; Ixodida; Ixodidae. The record is from RefSeq and is a predicted model, not a curated record.
UAUUAGUUUUACUGUAUAAAAGUGAUCGAUAGGUGUUUUUAUUUUCUUUCAUUACCCUGAAUUUGUCCAGAGGGCGCUGCAACUACGAAAGGUCCGCUCCGCCACGCUAAACGUAUAACUGAAACGUGAAAAUCGCCCGCUGCUCCGCUUUAACUUAGCGGGGCCCCCCCACUCGGUGCAGAGCGUACCAUAAUGGUGCUCGACUAGAGCACUCUGUUGUGUCUCUUCUUGCCCGGAGUGGUAUUCUUAAAGGGACACUAAAGGUUACCAGAAAGUCAAGUUAAAGUGGUAGAGCAAUGUUUUAGAACAUCUAAGGCGUCAAUAUAAUCGUGAACAGAGCUUUAGUAACCGAGAAAUUGAGGUAAAUGCAUGACACGAUUUGAGACCCCCCAGCGACAUUCUGGUACUAGCCCGAUGACGAAAGCACUCCUCAUAAUUUAUGUUACUAAUACUCAACAACUCGUAUUAAAAAAAAAUUUCAUUCGAUUAUAAGACGAAAGAAAAUGCUACUUGUCCACGUCUAUUCGAUUCUAAGAAAAAAUAUCAUUUUGACAUUACCCUUCAGUAGUAUGGGUGGUUGGAAGGUUUCGUUUUCGCUCGACUCUGCGUCACGCACGCUUUGGAGUUUCAGUAGUUUCGUUAUCGUGUCGUGCUGUGCGGGUUCUGCUGGCUUGUGAAACUUUCAUUUGGAACAAGCAGCGAGAAUGGCACGUCCAUGUGAUGUCGUGGGAUGCCCAAAUGGUCCGCAGAACUUGGCCAAGGGCAGUUGCAGCGGCAGAUCCAACGUUACUUAUCACUGUGUGCCAAGGAGUGAACCUCUCCGUUCGAAGUGGUUAAGUGCCCUACCUCUGCUACAACUCGUUGGCAAAGAGCCGAAAAAUCGCGUAGUGUGCUCGCUGCACUUUCGUCCAGAGGAUUACGAGUUGAACGCCGAUUUACUGAAGUCGUGUGGAGUGCCUAUCAAAGCAAUGCUUUCCCGUAGCACUGUUCCGUCGGUCUUGCCUACAUUCUCCGAACCGCAAGAACAACUGCAGGACGAACACGAGGCAGUGAGUGCGGCAUUUUAUUUUCACGAAGGAAAAGCUACAAAUGUGCUAAUAUGUACAGCCAUGACAUAAAGUUGCUUGUAUUUUCAGGCUGAACGUAGCGAAUCGCAAGCCAGCGCUUCGACAGUCGACACCUCCUACAAAAGCGACAUGCAGGCGACUUGUGACGCGGAGACAGAUGCAAGCCUCUCGUCGAGCACUGCCGAAAAAAUUGCAGUAGUAUUAGAAAUACGAAAUCUGUACAAGUUCGUCUGCCCGGCACGAGCAUUGGAGUUCAAGUUAGCACAACAAUGAAGCAAACAAAGGGAAAGGAAAUGCAGGUUUGCAGGAGAAGGAAGCCCGUGACGUCAACACGUGUGAAGAGGUGUUAUAGUGCUCGAAGAGUUGACAGAGCUAAGCGACAGCGACAAACAUCUAGACAGGAGGCCAGCUUUCUCGCCUCACCUGAUGCAUCACCGGUAGCUUGCAAAGCUGACAGGCUUGACACGACAUAUGAGCCAGACAACUCGUACCUUGGAUGCAACAUUAGCUGAUGAAAACGAUGAAGAUGAGAUACACGCAAACCGGAAGGACUACUUCCUUGUCCACAUCACCUGCCCGGUCACCCUUCUGAGUCAGUGCCGCACUUGUUUGUCAGCUUCAUGCACAGUGAACCUGUUUUACACUGGCACACGCAUUACAGCAGAAACUGAAUGUCUACACGCACAUGUGCAUACGUGGUCCAGCCAGCCACUUGUUGGAUCCAAGCUGAGGGGCAACAUCGACCUGGCAACAGCUCUGCUUUUAUCCGGCUCAAGUCCUACUAGUGCACUCAAGAUGAUGCGGCUGAUGGGUGUGCAAGUCAUGAGCGACCAGGCUUUCUUCAGUUACCAGCAGGCAGACCUUCUUCCUUCAGUCACGACGGUCUGGGAUGAGCAUCAGGAAAUUUUGCUGACAGAGCUCAGCGAUACCAGCCUGCAGCUUUGUGGGUAUGGGCAAUAUGAUUCCCCUGGCCACAGCGCCAAGUUCCUCUUGUACUCCUUCCUUUACCCUGAAAAGAGAAAAAUCAUACACACAGAGCAAGUUCAAGUGAAGGAGAGUGAACAAGUGCAGGCAUGUGCCCAGAUAGAAAAAGAGGGCCUCAUAAGAGGUCUCAAAUUUCUUUUUGAGCAAGGCAUGACUGUGAGCUCAUUGACUACAGAUCGCCACUCGGGAAUUAAGAGGCACAUGCGGCUGCAAUGUCCGGAGAUCAACCAUCACUUCGAUGUGUGGCAUGUUGCAAAGGACUAUGUGCAAGACCUGCACAAGAAAGUGAUGGAGCUGUGUGCACAGUAUGAAACAUUCUCAAAAGCACUUGCACAAGCGGAGGAAAGUGUUCCAGCUGCAUUUUCAUCUCGAGAUGACCAAAGAGUGGCCAAGAGAGACCUUGUAGCUGCACACAAAGCACGGUUCCUCAAGUUCUGAUGUGGUGCACAGAUCGCCAUCACGCAUUUUCUUGACUCUUCCUGUCUGUUAACAAUGUGCUCAUUUUCAAAGUGAUCAUUUCAUUUCAAGAAGCACUAGCCGCAGCCUAUACGAUACAAAAAUGUUAGCUUAUAUGCUAGUUAGAUGGGCAAAUUUAGCUUCACUUUGAGCGAGUGCGCUGUUAGUGUGGUUAUAAGAAAGUACUUUGUUGUGUCGCUUUAGAAAACAAUGCCAAAACAAAGGAAAUGGCCGAACAGAAGAGAACAUUGUUAUUUCCUGUUCUGAUGAAACAUGUAAACAAUAUGUCAAAUUGCUUGAUUUCCUGAGUCCUGGUAAGGAAAGAGUUAAACACGCAGACAUGAUUCUUCCUGCUCUGCCGUAUCGCUGGAAUUCUAGUCAUCACUAACUUUUCCAUUAUGUAUACAGUGACGAAACACAUCAUCAACAAGAAUACAGAGGGUUUUACUGCUCAGCACUUUAGCUUUAAAUAACAGAAAACCUUGUGACUAGUGAUACGUGCUGACAGGUAAGCAUAAUAUUUUUUGAUAUCUGAUGAGGAACUCAAAUGUUCACGGCGAUUUAUCGAUGACACUGCACUGCUUCCACUAUUUUCUUUCCCUCUAAAACUCUGGGUACUUGAACCCUGUGGGUGUUUCUGUGGGGAACGUCACCCGAAUUUUCGCAACAGCACAUGAUGGCAACACAAAGCGUUCGCCUUUUCGAAGCCGCCCCCACAGCCAGCGUGCAAAUUGCCUGCAUGCUGUGUACCGGUACCUGCUGUAAAAAAAAACACAAAACAAUUAUUACAUACUUGCAUGGAAACAUUCAGUGAAUUGAAGGCACUUCACUUGGUUGGAUGGAUUGAUGCUGUGAGUAGCUUCUGUGGAAGAGGCUGCAGGCUAUGGCCCCCAAGUAUUCUUUUAUUGAUAUUAUUAAGACAAUUUUUCGUGGCCAGUCAAACUUGCAUCCCAUGUUAAAUAAGUGCCCACCAGGCACUGAAAGUAAACAAGCACAGGUAAUUGUUGUAAAUCUAUUCAUCAGCCAGCAGGACUAUAGUGGCUUUACUUCACAAGCCUAGAAGGGGGUGCUCUCUCCCUACAUUUUUUUUUUCAUAUAACUGCUCCAUGUUCAACAUAAUACAUUUAUAAUGUCUUUUUAAGCGGCUAGUUCCCUGCUCAUAUAUUACCUUACAUAAUGUGCCAUAACUUUACUUCAACAUUAGGUAGCAGUCGACAGCCAGUGUACAAAUCCAAUGUGAUGUCAGUUUUUCAUUGUUUGUAUGUUUACUAUAACAUGACUGUGUGGCCCACAGAUCUAUUAGGAGGUUCCUGUUGGUGUCAGUGAAUCCAUUCAUGUCAACCAUGUGUACAAGUAUUUUUUUUUUAAACAUGAACUACCUAUUCUUCUACCCAUCCGCUACAUCUUGUUGCCACCUAUUUUGCCACUUUCAACCUAAAGAUAUCUUGUACGCAUAAACCUUGAUCUCUUUUGCUACAUUACUUUAUGAAUGAGCAUACUCAACUGUCCAUUUCUAUUUUUAUUUUGUAUAUCUAGCA